Molecule: messenger RNA, 1545 nt
Organism: Lathyrus oleraceus (garden pea)
Lineage: Eukaryota; Viridiplantae; Streptophyta; Magnoliopsida; Fabales; Fabaceae
Exons: 4
Coding region: 1-1545 (514 amino acids)
Source: RefSeq, a predicted model, not a curated record
AUGGUUGGAAGUGCUUCCUUGGGAUUCUUCGAGCUUGUUGCUAUAGGGGCUCGCGUCGAAUAUGGUUUAAGAAAUGGAAAACUUGCGGUUGUACCUGGAACUUCAAAUGCUAAUCCAAAGAAGUUCUCUGGAGGGUUUCCCAGAAAGAAGGAAGCGGAAACAAAUGUUGUGACUGCUUAUCAAGUGCCUCAGGUUUAUCGACCGACUCUAGUUCAACAAUGUGUUGCGGUUCCUCCAGCUUAUCAACAAGCACCGGCAGCUCCUGUCUAUCAACAGCCGAGAGCUCAAGCUCCAAGGCAAAAUGCUCAGAACCAGAAUAGGAGGCAAGAGGAUAGGGCGACCUUCAAUCCAAUCCUAAUGUUGUACACUGAGCUUUAUUCCUCCAUGUUGCAAAAGGGUUUGGUGGUUCCCAGACCUAUGGGACCUCCACCUGAUCGUCUUCCUCCAUGGUACAACCCUAAUGCACACUGCCCUUUUCAUGAAGGUGCCCCCGGGCAUGACCUAGAGGGUUGUUACGCUCUGAAGCAUAGGGUUCGUGAACUAAUUGAAAGCAAGAUCCUGCCUUUUAAGGAUAUGAGACCGAAUGUGAAGAACAAUCCUGUUCCUCCCCAUGGAGAUCCUGCAGUAAACGCCAUUGAAGAUGCCUAUGUUGGUGUUACGCUUGAUAAGGUGGAUGAUGUUAAGACUCCUUUGGCAGCAUUCCAUGUCCGAUUGGUGGAAGCUGGCCUGAUUAAUGUUCGCCAUGUUGAAAUCCCAUAUUACAGUGGUGGAGUGGUUCUUACGAAUAGUCAGCCGUCGCCUGUUGAGAUAUGUAUGCCCAUGCCUUUUCCAUACGAGAGCACCAAGGCUGUGCCUUGGAAAUAUGAGAUUACCGUUGUGGACAAGGUUGUUGAAGGAAGUACAAACGUUGAAGUGACAGAAACUGUAAGUGAGGACGUCACCAAUAUUGCAGGAAUGAGCAGAAUGACCCGUAAUGGUCGAAUCUAUACGCCUGAAUUCAAUGUGACUCCUCAAGGGCCAAACAACGAAUCAACGGUCGCAGCUCCCACUAAAGAACCCGGAGUGGUCCCAUCUGAGGAUGUUGUUGAAUUCUUGAAGUUGAUCAAGAGAAGUGAUUACAAAAUUGUGGAACAGCUGCAUCAGACACCCUCUAAGAUCUCUAUUAUGUCUCUGCUAUUGAACUCCCAAGCCCAUAGGGAGGCUUUGUUAAAGGUGCUUGCCCAAGCUCAUGUAACACAAAGCAUAACAGUAGACCAGUUUGAUGGGGUGGUUGCAAACAUCAUAACUUAUAAUACUUUGAGCUUCAGUAGAGAGGAAUUACCUGAGGAUGGACAAAAUCACAAUCGUGCUCUCCAUAUCUCGGAUUUCUUAAACAAUUAUGCUGCUGAAAGUCAACAGUCCAUUGGUUACUGCAAUCAAUCAUUACACGGUGGACAACAACAUUCUUAUGCCCCUCAUGUUGGAAUAUCAUCUUCUGGGCGUCCUACUCAUGCUAUGGUUACCUUUGGAUUUGGUGGAAAAACUCAUAAUAAUGAAAGAUUCUAG